CUAAACCCACAACAGUAAAAUCAGUCUUUAUAUGCAGUAAAGUAUGCUUGUUAUACACACUGUGGAACCUAAGGGGUUAAUCCUCUGCACUGUGUAAAAAUGCUGUUUGAUCCUAACUCCUGAUCCUCCCUUUCUUCCAGUGCCCCCCUUUUAUCUCCUGAUAAAACAUAUCAUGUGGAGACACUCUGCAAAUGCUCAGUUUGGUGUGUAUUGCUAGAGAGGUUUUUUUUUUUUCUUCGGACAGUGAAUCUGAUCAGCACAGGGCCAAUCAGCACUGUUCAGACAGAGGUAAGGGGUUCUGUGUACUCCUAGAGCAUAAAAAAAGCCUUAUACAAGCUUUAACCAGUGCUCUGCUUAAUACUAAUAGAAGUCACAAGACUGCUCUAACUGAUGAUGAUUGCAUUUCCAUGUUCUGUGUACUGUGGGAGAACAGAUAGAGU
Staurois parvus is the source of this 440-nucleotide messenger RNA. Lineage: Eukaryota; Metazoa; Chordata; Amphibia; Anura; Ranidae. The record is from the annotation of a GenBank genome assembly.